AUGUAUGGAAGGGUCGUAUUGGGAAACUGGCGGAAUGUACUUUUAUUCUUCAACUGCACCCUUGGAUAUGGUUUGUAUUUUAACGUUGACAUCUUGAGUGCACUACAGAAGGAUCUACAGGGUACGGAUACCGGAAGCUGUGAGAAUAUUACCUCCAAUGUCACGUGCUGUUUGGACUGUGUGGGGCUCGGGCCUGACCGUUACAACCAGCUCUACGCAGCGUACGCCUGGAUGACUGCCGCCACAGUUAUACCAGGAGGUUAUUUUGUUGACAGAGCUGGAAUUCGCGUGUCCUCCAUCUUGUCGACUAGUGUUGCCUGGUUAGGGACUGCAUUGUUUGCCUCGGCUGUAACAGGACACAUACGGGGAACCUCUGCCAUGUUUCCGUUGAUGUUCUGUAGUCGUCUGCUUCUUGGAGCAGGGACGGGGACGGCUUUGAUUGUUCAAGACCGCGUCCUGGGUAUGUGGUUUGCCAAUAACCUUGCUGUUGUCUUCAGCAUCAAUGUAGUAGCUCUACGCCUCGGAAAUGUCUCUAACUUUCUCCUCACUGCUAACAUCGCGAACUGGAUUGGCCUGCCAGGCGCCCUCUGGGUUGGGGCAGCACUUUGCGGUACAACGACUUUGAGUGCAGUGUUUUUAUCGUUGCUUGAUUACUAUGGAAAGAAGAAUUCUGACAAAGAACUGACUUCUAUUUCCGAAAAGGCAGAGGAAGCGGUUACCCUUUGUAGACAAAUGAAAAAUGUCCGUCUCCUACCUAGAUCCUAUUGGCUCUUGUGUGUAACAGUGGUGUGUUACUACUCCGCUUAUCUUCCCGUCGUCAGUAAUGGCAGCAAGUACAUCCAGGACAGGUAUGGAUACUCCAAAACCAGCUCCGCGUAUUAUGUUGGAGCUGUGUACGAUGUGUCCAUCAUUAUCCCAGCAUUCCUUGGACUAUUGUUGAAAAGGUUCCGUUGUACUGGCAUACUGUUGAGCUGUUCCGCCAUAUUGACUGUACCGGUAUACAUGUUACUCUCAUUCUGUCCCAGAAUCCAUCCGUUAGUGCUGACAAUUUACCUAGGAGUCACCUACACUACAUAUGCUGUGUGUGUUUGGCCGUGUUUUGCUAUGUUGGUCAGCCCUGACACAUUCGGAACUGCUGUAGGAAUCGCCAUUUUUAUACAGAGCGGAGGGGUGGGAAUGACGAAUCUUGCUGUAGGAAAAAUAAUGGGAGCAACUGAAAGUGUUGACACCGUGGAACUUUUAUCGAACUAUAGGACAGUGUUUUGGGUACUGUUUGCACUCUCUAUUACUUCCGCUGUAUUCAGCAUCGCCACCAAUAUGGCGGACAAUCAGCAGGACAAUGUACUUAACCCUUUCCUUAGGAAAGACACAGUGACAAUUUCAAUCAAUAAUGAGAAUGCGCCACUCUUGCAGCCCCCUAAAAUUGAACCUAAAUAUGAACCCUCAUGACUCAAUCUAUAUAUAGACAACAAUAAGACAAUCUAUAUACAUAUCAUAUAUAAAUAUAUAUGAUUUGAUAUGCAUCAUUGAUAUACUGAUUCUGCAGUUAUCUAUUUCGGAAUUUGAUUAAAUAUUUUAACGGCAAAUGUUUCUAAAGUUUCAAGAACAUUAUUUAUCUGUUUUACAUGGAAAUUGAUAUGAAAGACGACCUUUAUAUCUUGAUAAUGAAUUAGUCUGUGUCCAUACCUGUUCAUGUCUAUAAUACCAUCCUAUUUGAAUCUUUGUUGCCCAUUACGUCUGCAGGUCAACUGAUCAAAUCACUCGUACACAUAUUAAUUUCAUUUACAACUAUUUUUGAUAAAAUUAUUUGACCAAUAGGUCAAUGAAAAAAUAGCUAAACAUUGUUCUGAUUUUUUUAGUCUUAAUUUAUGGAUCAUUUACAUCUUGUAUUUUCCAUACGUAACAUUUUUAGACGAAACAUGAAUCUUAUUUAUAAAGCGCUUAUUUGAAAUGCUAUUAUGUUUGAACUAUUGGCAAUAUGCAAUAAAGUAGUUUGUUUACUAGUCGGGCGUCAAACUGUAAAUGAUAUGUUUUUAUAACUGAACAAAUGUGUUAGUGAUUGUAAACAACCUUAUUUUAGUGGGUUAUUUUCCUUAGAUCUCCGUCAUUUC
Molecule: messenger RNA, 2111 nt
Organism: Pecten maximus
Lineage: Eukaryota; Metazoa; Mollusca; Bivalvia; Pectinida; Pectinidae
Product: major facilitator superfamily domain-containing protein 1-like
Exons: 13
Coding region: 1-1449 (482 amino acids)
Biological process (GO): transmembrane transport
Molecular function (GO): transmembrane transporter activity
Source: RefSeq, a predicted model, not a curated record